GAUCUUAGCAGAUUUAAACUGGUAUCCUGCCCGGGAAAGCUGGUGUCCAGCUGGUUUAUUGAGUCACAAAGCUUGGCUUCUAGUUCCUACUAAAACCAGCAAAACCAUGUUUAAGUUUUAGUACAUUUUUCCCAACAGUAUGAAACCAGUGAAAUGCAGAUUGCAGUUCAGGUACUUUAUAUACAGUACUUUAAGUUGUUUUUAAUGUGAUGCUAUAAUAUGGUGUUGGGGUUGGGGUAAAUAUAAGAUCAGUCCAUAAUACUAUUAUGUUUAAGCCAAUGCACUAGGACCCCGGGGCUCAUGAGUAGUGUAUAGAGACAGAGGGAGAAAUUCCAUAUGUCAUCUUCUAAAACUUAAACAAGGAGGGAGGAAGGGGGACAAACAGCCCUCUCUUACCGAGGGGCUUCUGAAAGUGCUCCGAAAAGCCCCACAAGAUCUUGGAGUCUCCACGUGACAGCAGCGCCUAUAUAGCAUCAGCACCAGUAGAGUGAUACUCCAUCACCAGCCGAGCACUUCAGCAUAUGCCACAGUUACACACAUAUCCUCAUGCACCUCAAGGCUUUAUUCUAGAGCUUUUUCAGACUAUUGCAUCCAUGUGUUUUCUCACUCUGUCUAGGGGACGAAGGGACUAAACUUUUCCUGCGAGAGGGAUGCUGGAUGUUCCAAGUCCGCUUUGGCAGUCGGAAGGAACUUGAUGUAUAGGCAAAGUUUCUGUCUUUUGGACUAGACCCGCGCAGGCUCGCGGCGAGUACCUUUGACGCUUUCUACCGUGAGUCGGGACAAUCACACAGCCGCCCAGAUGCAGUUUCGUCUGUUCUCAUUCGCGCUGAUCGUGUUGAACUGUGUGGACUACAGCCACUGUCAGACGCAGCAGUCUCACCGCUGGAGAAGAAACAAAAGAGCUAGCUAUGGAGCUUAUCCCAUCUGUAAAGGCUGCUCGGUGUGUUCCAAGGACAACGGGUGUAUGAACUGCCAACCCAAGCUCUUCCUGUUCCUGAGGAGGGAGAGGAUGAGGCAGUAUGGCGAGUGUCUCCAUGCCUGUCCGUCGGGCUACUAUGGUGUGCGCGGGACAGAGAUCAACAUGUGCUCCAGGUGCAGGAUAGAUAACUGUGAGGCCUGUUUCAGCAAAGAAUUCUGCACAAAGUGCAAGCCUGGUUUUUACUUGCACAAGGGCCAUUGCUUCGAAAAGUGUCCAGAGGGCUUUGCUCCUCUAGAGGACAAUAUGGAGUGUGGAGAGGGUUGUGAGGUGGGCCAGUGGAGUGAGUGGGGGACCUGCACCAGAAGAAACAAAACCUGUGGUUUCAAAUGGGGUCUGGAAACCCGAACACGGCAUAUUGUGAAGAAGCCACCAAAGGACACAAUACCAUGUCCGACCAUCGCCGAGUCCAGGAGAUGCAAAAUGGCUAUGCGACAUUGCAGAAAAGGUGGUUCGGGGAAGGGCCCCCGGACCAAAGAACAAAAGAAGAAGUCCAACAAGCAGAGGCUGCGCUUCCGGGCUCAGAACCAACACAGUGACCACCUCGCCUCCCUUCGAGCCAGCCAGUAAAAAAGAAAAAAGAAAAAAGGAGCAAGAGACUUUUCGAUGGAACAAAGACCACAAAGCUGCUAACCCAUGCUCCACACACACCUACCCUGAUGAAAACACACUCACGCAACCAAACGGGAUUAUUCAUACUCAUGUGGUCACACCGUGUCUCUGUGCCUCCUGCUGCUUCCCUCACCGGUGACACGUCCCCCCGACCCGUGACCCCACUGUGAUAUCAUGGAACACUAUAGCAGCUGUUCAUAAAGCUCAUAUCUCAUCCUAUCUGAGGAGGAAGAAGAGAGAGACUGAGCUGGAAGCACGGAAAGCUUGGGCCUGGAGACCUGGAGGAGUAGAACGAGCACAGAGUGGCGAAAGGAGCAGAUUAGAAACGUGAUUGACUGAUAAUGAUGCCCUGAAAAACAAGAGAGAGACUUAUCUGUAUUUAUGUACAAUUCCCACCAUCUCCUUCCCUACGAAAUCGAGGCAGAGUGUGUCAUGUAUUGCCUUUCUUGUCCAAUAGGUAUUUUGUUUUUCAUAGCAAUGUUGCAAACCAUGCAUAGUUGCAAAAUUAUUAUUCUCAGCACAAGAUGUUUACGUCCAGACCGCUUUAUGCUUUGACUGUAUAUUGUGGGUAAGAAUCUUAGUUGUUCAGCUAGCAUGGCCACAAACUCAUGUGUACAUAGUUGGCGAGUUUAUCUAAUAACGGUAACAUUGAUGAUAA
Molecule: messenger RNA, 2246 nt
Organism: Carassius carassius (crucian carp)
Lineage: Eukaryota; Metazoa; Chordata; Actinopteri; Cypriniformes; Cyprinidae
Product: R-spondin-2-like
Exons: 6
Coding region: 800-1546 (248 amino acids)
Source: RefSeq, a predicted model, not a curated record